CAUUGCAGUAACCGUCCAGAUAUCAGUGUUGGUUCUGAUAUCACCGUGAAGCUGCAGAUAUCACAGUGAUGGUACAGAUAUUCCCAAAACAGCGCAGACAUUGCAGUGACGCUGCAAAUAUCACAGUAAUGAAGCAGGCAUGCAAGGCACGGAUGCCAAUAAUAUGAUGGAUUGCACAGAGAAUGGGGACACCAGCUCUGGAGAUCUACAGCUUCGCAUCAAGUUACCAAAUCAUCUCCAGGGAAAAGAAAAGAAAAUGAAGAUGAAAAUCUCUCGAGAUGCCACAGGUGCAGAACUGUGUACUGAAAUUGAGAAGAACUUACAGAAUACCAAAGCAGAGAAUAUGGAAUUGACAUAUAAAGGCAAGAAAUUAAAUUUGGACAAGACCCUUGGUGAACAAGGUGUGAAGAAUAAAGAGGUUUUUCGUCUCACUCUGAUUAAUAACGAAAAAAGAAAGCGUGUAGCCUUUCUCUCCAGAAUUAUUAAGGGGGCAGAACUGUUGGCAAAACGAGAUAAAGAUUUUGAAGGGACAUACUUCAACGCAACAAACCACAGAAGAGAAAUUGUUAAUCUCCCUGAAAGUCGAAGGGCGGUUUUUCUAACAGCCUUGAUUCUGCAUGAGGUCGGUCGAUGGUACAUGAAGAAGAGUGAUUAUGAACAGGCACUUUGGUUUCUAAAUCAGGCCGAAACAGAAUUCAGGCAAUGUAAUGAGGAGCUGUUGAACAGUGUUGACAACUAUGGAGUGCUGAAUCUGGACAUAACCUGGUGCUAUCUCCAGCUGGACGGCAUCCAGCUUCAUACAGAGGCCGGAGAGAGGUUAGAAGGUGCCCAGGCAUAUUUCAACAAGUGUUUUGGAGAAAAUCAGCAUCGUCUUCAAGAACAAGAGGACAAGAGUGGAAGACACAGAAUCCUGAAACUACGGCUUCUGGUGCUUUGGGGAGUAUGGUUCUUCUAUGCCAAAAAAUUGCCCCAAUCCAGGAGGGACUUUGGUGAGGCAGAAGAGCUGCUGGAUCAGCUGUUGGUGGACGAUCUUUCAGUGUCCACCCUUGUGAACGAAGGCUACAGUGCCAGGGAAGCCCGCCUUGCUUUACGAGCCAUGGAUGGUAAAAUCGAGGAGGCCAAAGCAUACAUUGAAGAAAAGAGACAGGAGCAGAGAACAGCGGAGAUGAGAAGGCAAGGACUCCACGGGCCCGGUGACACAGACAAUUCAGAACACGGCUCGCCCGAGAGGGAUGGGUCGCCUGAUCAGAUAAACCAGGAGCCAACUAUCAGUGCCAAUUCCGUGCCUGUCGCUGGAUCGAGUCUGUCACCUCCUGCAGAUGGAACCUCGGCCUCGGCACCCACCGCCUCGGCACCAGCAGGAGCCCAAAGUAGUGAUGCAGAAGAUGAAAUAUUGAGAGAAAUCCUGCAAUACCUACCUAACGAUAUCGAUGACUACAUCGACCUGUCCCUGGAGGAUGAGGAAGCCAUUGUGCGUGAAUACAAGACCAAGAUAUUGGACUCAGAACAGCGUGGCAGCUAAAAGUGAAUCGGAUUCUGAUCAAAGUCACAGCAAAUGACCUCUCCAGGUUCCUGAAGAGAUGCAAUGGCCAACAAUCUGCACGUUUACAGAACACCAACAGCCACCCCCCCCCCAUGCAGCCAAGCACAAUCCCAGAAGACACAGAAGCAGAAUUAGGCCAUUCGGCCCACAGAGUCUGACCUGUCGUCCUAUAUUAUCCCUCUCAAACCCAUUCUCCAGCUUUCCCCCUGUUCCCUUUGACACACUUACUAAUCGAGAACCUAUCAGCCCCCACUUUAAACAUCGCCAAUGACUUGGCCUCCACAGCUGUCUGAGGCAAUAAAUUCCACAGAUUCACCACCCUCUGGCUAAAGAAAUUGCUCCUCAUCUCUCUUCUAAAGCAAUGUCCUUCUAUUCUGAGGCUGUGCCCUCUGGUCCUAGACUCCCCCACUGCAGGAAAACAUCAUCUCCACUGGCCAUCAGAGAGGUGAUGUAUUUUGACAGGCUGGUCGAUCAAAGUGUCGAUUUAGACCUAUCCUACUCCAUAGUGGCUUUCAAGCUGAUGGAAUACGAUCAGCAGAUCCCCUACACACACCUGCCACCUGUUUUGCUCCAUUCCCUAAUAGGAGAUCCAGUGUCGCAGCCCUCCUCACUGCGAUCUCAAGGAAACUUUUCCGAAUACAUUUGACAGCAAACAUAGUUGGGAGAUGAUAGAAAGUAUAAAUAAUGAUGCUUUAAACAGUAAGCAGAUCAAACAGCGCCUGUAUGGAUCAGAAACAAUCAACGUAACUUCACAUUUGAACCUGUCGUUCCACACUGCUGCCUGACCUGGUGUCUGUUUAUAGCAUUUUCUGUCCUGAUGCUAGAUUUUCAAUGUUACUUUGAUUUUGGAAAAUACUCCCAGUGGCUACUUUAUUAGGCGGAGGAGGUGACUGCUCUGACCCAUCCACUUCCAGUUUCAGAGAUGCACGCCACUGGUAUAAUGCGCGGUGUUACGAAUGAGGAGCAACUCUGAUGGGCAGAAGGGUACAAAGUCGCCCCCCCCCCCUUUUUGGAGAAAUCGCAAAUCGCUUUUAUUUCAAGGCUGCUACCAAGGAAAUGAAAGGGACAAAAGGAAAUCUGCCAAGACAGUUGUUAUUGAUAAACAGCUCAUGUCAGUUAAUGAGAGAGAGACAACGCAGAGAUACACAAAGUGGAAUGUCUCCUCCUAACAAAAGUGGAACGGAACCACUGAUUACUGCUAUUGUCUCUUGGAGAAGGAAUUGUGUAUUGAGUACUGUACUAUUCAUUGAAACCCCUCAGGGGGCAACCAGACUGGGCUGGGUUUGAUGGAUUGCAUCAUCCCAACCUGAUUGACACCUGAGCUCCCGUGAGUGGGGAUAAAAGUAUGGCCUGGGGAAACACCCCUCAGACGCACCAAGAGAGAUGCUACGAGACCGGUGGGGGCUUGUGUGUGUCUACCCUUGCCUGAGUGAUGAGUCCGCCACGGAACGGUCUAGCUAAAGGACGGAGGGGUCAUACAUGAAUGGCCAAAACAACAACGAAUCAAUGGAUCAAGAUCGUAAAGGAAAGUCAGCAAGUCAAUAGCUGUUACUGCUCUCUCUCUCUCUCUCUCUCUCUCUCCAAUAAUUGCAACACAGCGACCAACAACUACCGCAGCCUGCAUGAACUGAACUGAACUUAAUAUUUCCAUUGGACAAUUCAUUAUCCCCUAGACAACGAUAGAGCUUAUUUCUUAUUGAUUAUUAUUAUACCCGCACUUUUAGGUUUAGUAUUGAUGACGUAUAUUAUCUGUAUAUUUGCAUUGAUAUUAUUUUUGUGUAUUUUGACUAAUAAAUACUGUUAACAAUAGUA
Molecule: messenger RNA, 3355 nt
Organism: Hypanus sabinus (Atlantic stingray)
Lineage: Eukaryota; Metazoa; Chordata; Chondrichthyes; Myliobatiformes; Dasyatidae
Product: NEDD8 ultimate buster 1-like
Exons: 13
Coding region: 140-1522 (460 amino acids)
Biological process (GO): regulation of ubiquitin-dependent protein catabolic process
Molecular function (GO): protein binding
Source: RefSeq, a predicted model, not a curated record